AUGGAAGCGUUACUUGACUUCUCGGAGUGCGUCGCGGAUUCUCCAGAAUUCAGGCUGAACCUGGAUAAGUUUGAGGAGGAUGUUUUUCUGCUACAGACACAGCUGGACAAGGUUACAAGGCUGUGCGGAAAAAUGGUGGAGGCGGGACAAGCAUACAAUGCAGCCAAUCAACUGUUUCUCACUGGCCUAUCCGAGCUGUUUUCACGUCACAAGGAGGAUGGCGUCAUAGCAAACUGCCUCACCCAAUUCGAGCAAGGCCUGCAGGAGCUGCUCACGUUUCACACUAUGUUAUUGGACCAGAGCCAGCGAGCUAUCAGUCAUCAGCUCAGUAAUCUGUGCGAGCAGUUCCUUCCUCAGCUGUCAGAGACCCGUGUGGAGUUUCUGCGUAUCGGUGACAAUCUGGACACAGCGGCUGCCAAGAAUGCUCAGGUGUCUCGACACAAGACCGCAGAGGCCGAGAGAGCAAGUCACUUGCUCACAGCUACCCGUAAAUGCUAUCAGCAUUUUGCCCUGGAUUAUUGUCUGCAGCUGAACAUGUUCAAGACUCAGCAAAAGACGGACAUCUUGAACUCUGUGUUCUCCUUGGUCAACGCUCAGCUGACAUUUUUCCAUCAAGGAUUUGACCUACUCAGGGACCUCGAUCCCGCCAUGAAAGUUAUGGCAGUGCAGUUGUGCGAGCGGUCGGCUGAGUGUGCGAGCACACGGAAAAAUCUGGAGAAUGCUCACCUGCUGGUCCAACAAAGAGAUGCCUCAGGAGAGACGCUGGUCCAGUCGUGUCACGGGAACAAUGACGUCAUUCAAGGUUACCUUUUCAAACGCUCCCGAAGGAAGUUGAAAACCUGGAAGAGGUGCUGGUUCGCUAUUCGAGACAACCAACUCAUCUACAGGAAGUCACACAAAGAGGCAUCCAUGCUCCUGUUCGAGGACCUCCGACUGUGUGCCGUCAAGUCUUUGGAUGACAUGGACCGUCGGUUCUGCUUCCAACUGAUCUCUGUGCACAAGUGUUGCGUCCUCCAGGCGGACUCUGAGCACGUGCGUUUGGCAUGGAUGGGCGCCUUGCAGGGCAGCAUCGACAUGGCGUAUCGAGAGCGAGGCCAAGCUGCACCGACCCAGCCUCAGGAGCCCCCUCCACCUAAGGGUGGUGACGACAACACCGCAACCAAUCAGGGGAAAGCGGUUCUGGCUGUGGCUUUGCAGGGUAGUGGCAAUCAACGAUGCUGCGACUGCGGUGAGGAGGAGCCGAGAUGGGCCGUCGUCAACUUGGGUGUCACCGUGUGCAUACAGUGCUCAGGGAUACACCGGAGUUUGGGCGUCCACGUGUCAAAGGUGCGCUCGCUAACGCUGGACUCAUGGGAAGCGGAGCAGCUUAAGCUGCUGUGUGUCCUGGGAAAUGACGCCAUUAACAACAUCUACGAGGCGCAGUGUUCGCAAAGAGCCAAACCCACCAAUGAGAGCUCACGUGCUGAGAAGGAAGCAUGGAUACGAGACAAGUAUGUGGAGAAGACUUUUGUGAGGAUGAACGACUGUUUCGAGGCCUCGCAGCUGUCGUGUCUCUACCGAGCUGCUGUGGCUGGAGACCUGGUCGCCAUGGUGAGGGCGCUGGCCCACGGGGCGCCGGUCAACGGGAACGUGGCCCAGGAGGAAGGACGUACACCUCUCAUUGGGGCUGCACAAGGGGGGUCGUUGUUGGCUUGUGAGUUCCUGUUGCUGAACGGCGCCAACAUCAACCACAGAGACCGAAGAGGACAAGGAGCUCUACAUGCAGCAGCCACCGCAGGACACACUGGGCAAGUGUGUCUACUGCUUAAGCGGGGAGCCAAUCAGUACGCGGUGGACGAGAGCGGACGUGACCCACUGGCUAUCGCCGUGGAGACAGCGCACGCAGACAUAGUCACGCUGCUGCGCAUGGCCAGGAUGAACGAAGAGAUGCGAGAUUCUGAUGGAGUGUUCGGAGCGGCGGGAGACGACCAAACAUUUCAGGACAUUUUUCGGGACUUUAGCAAUAUGGCGUCGCACGACCCGGAGAAGCUGGCCAGACGAACUUUCAGCAGAGGAGACGACGGGUAG
Molecule: messenger RNA, 2067 nt
Organism: Nerophis lumbriciformis (worm pipefish)
Lineage: Eukaryota; Metazoa; Chordata; Actinopteri; Syngnathiformes; Syngnathidae
Source: RefSeq, a predicted model, not a curated record